AUGCAUCGUGUCUGGCUUAUCCAAGACCUGCUGAUCUACAUACUUGGAUCACUAGAACAUCCAGAGGUCCUCCGCCUUGGUAUGACCUGUCGACACUUAUGGAAGUUUGCGCACCCGCGCCUCUGGACCCACUUGGGCACUGCCAAAGCACUUUGUGCGAUUCUACCAGAUGAAGACCAAAUCCAAAUCCCUUCCGAUGCCAGCGAUAGCUGUACCCUUUCGCGUCCUCUGACUGCAGUCGAGUGGCAUCGGUUCAAGUCGUCGUCCAUGUGGACGAGAACGUUGAGCAUACCGGAUACAGGGGCCGACACAAGCUCCGAGGACAAUACAAACAGCGACGAUUCAAGUAUGUUCACGAAUUCAGAUACGGACGAUUGGGGGCCCACCUUUCGUGCUCUCACCUUGCUUUCGACCGCCGGUCAGGAUGCCUAUCUAUUUCCGCGAUUAGAGGCGAUUGACGUCGGCCUCUCAAGCCCUCCUGCGGCACGCGUUUGCUCCGUUCUUCUGUCCCACCUGACCUUAAUCAGGGUGGAAAUCACUCUGUGGGAUUCCUUCGGAAUGUGGUAUGAACAGGGGGCACCCCACCUUUGGAAUGCAAUGUGUUCCAGCUCGAGGACUCUGCAACACCUUUCUAUUAGCUUGCAUUUAGGCAGCUUGUCUCAACCCGGUGGACUCCUCCUCUCCGGGGACCUUCUACAUUGUAUGGGAAGUCUAACCACUUUGCGAUUACUCGGAAUAGAGUAUAACGAGGAACUGAUUCGCCAAGUCAGCCGCAUAUCGAGGUUGCAAGAGUUGCAGCUGGAAUUCUCAAUCAAUAACCGAGGGGAUCUAUGUCAUCCGAGCGUGGCCUGUCUCGGGGAGCUUCCUGUCCUGGAGCAUUGGAUCAUCAGAACGACGGGGAUGGCCGUUACACCAAACUUCCCACGUUUGCUGCACCGCAUCCUUUCGCCCCACCUACGGUCAGUGACCUUAACAUGGUCACAGGAGCUACCGCAGAUGGAAGAGACCUUUUCCCUACUUAACCAGUGGAGCUCCACUAUUGAGGUGCUGCGAGUGCAUGUACGCGAGCAACAAAAUCAAGCCCCGGUGAAGAAGGCACUGACUCUUUUGACGCUGUUCCCGCAUCUCCGUUACCUAGAUUUCUAUUCCGACGACCUACUUGAGAUAUCGGACCUUGAGAUCGCACAUAUUGCCACCGCAAUGCCACGGUGGGAAGUCCUGCGCUUCUAUACUUCUUCCAUCCAACGACCGUUCUGCACGCGACAGGCGCUGAUUCAUAUCGCGUGCUCACUCAACCACCUCAAACGUCUCACGCUGGAUCUCAAUUUCGAUCUUCCUGAGGAAUUGUUGACAUUUCCUCUUCCAACCCACAUUCGACCCAGCUCACGCCUAACUGAGUUCCAAACUCAAAGCAGCCUAUGCACCCAUCCGGACAAUACCGCAAAGUUUCUCUAUCUUCUAUUCCCCCACCUCAACAGUUUUGGUUCCUACGCAUCCCAGCAUCAAUGGCCGGGCAAAGAGCAGCUUGCCGAGGCCCUUCGAAUUACUUUUGAAGGAUAUUGA
This is a messenger RNA of Dacryopinax primogenitus, 1563 nucleotides long. RefSeq lists its product as uncharacterized. The record is from RefSeq and is a predicted model, not a curated record. Bases 1 to 1563 code for a protein of 520 amino acids. NCBI's taxonomy places the organism in Eukaryota, Fungi, Basidiomycota, Dacrymycetes, Dacrymycetales, Dacrymycetaceae. The transcript is spliced from 2 exons.